Messenger RNA from Salarias fasciatus (jewelled blenny), 1575 nucleotides. RefSeq names its product BMP and activin membrane-bound inhibitor (Xenopus laevis) homolog a (gene bambia). NCBI's taxonomy places the organism in Eukaryota, Metazoa, Chordata, Actinopteri, Blenniiformes, Blenniidae. The transcript has 3 exons. The coding region runs from base 369 to 1112 and encodes 247 amino acids. Gene Ontology annotation, biological process: negative regulation of transforming growth factor beta receptor signaling pathway; positive regulation of canonical Wnt signaling pathway; transforming growth factor beta receptor signaling pathway. The record is from RefSeq and is a predicted model, not a curated record. Gene Ontology annotation, molecular function: frizzled binding.
CCGUCCUCCCGCUGGACCGCCGCGCUUCUCCGCUGCUUUUUCCGUCUUUUCUCCGUCCAGGAUUAAUAAAAAGUGAUGCUUCAGCGCCGAGAGCCGCAGGAGGACCGGCGGGGAUAACUUUGCAGCCUCCUCCGCGUCGCUGAAGGAGUAUUUCUGGGCUUUUUGUGUGUUUGGCAGGUUUUUCCUCCGGGCAGGGAUGUCGGAGCGCUGGUAGGAACUUUUCCCUCAAUGCGGGAGGAGAAGCGUCCCGAGCGGCUGACACGGAAUAAUGGCCCCCUCCUCUCCCUGACCUCCAUGUGAGACCCCCAAAGCCCCUGCUCGGACCUGCGAGGAGCGUUUUCCCGUCCUGCGUGGUAUUUCCGACUUAAAUGGAGCGACAGUCCAGUUUCAUGUCCAUCUGGUUACAACUGGAGCUGUGCGCCAUGGCCGUCCUGCUCACGAGAGGUGAGAUCCGGUGCUACUGCGACGCGCCGCACUGCGUGGCCACCGGCUACAUGUGCAAGUCCGAGGUGAGCGCCUGCUUCUCCCGGGUCCUGGACCCGCUCAGCACCAACUCGCCGCUCACGCACGGCUGUCUGGACGCCGCCGCCGCCGACUCCUGCGGCGGCCCGCGCCCCGCCGCCGUGGAGUGCUGCCACGACGACAUGUGUAACUACCGGGGUCUGCAGGACCUGGCCCACAGCAGGGACCCCUCAGACGGCCGCUACCCGCCGGACGGCGCCAACCGGAACCUGGUGACGCGGGUCCAGGAGCUGGCCUCGGCCAAGGAGGUGUGGUUCCGGGCGGCGGUGAUCGCCGUGCCCAUCGCCGGCGGCCUGAUCCUGGUGCUGCUCAUCAUGCUGGCGCUGCGGAUGCUGCGCAGCGAGAACCGGCGGCUGCGCGACCAGCGGCAGCAGAUGCUGUCCCGGCUGCACUACAGCUUCCACGGCCACCAGGCCAAGAAGGGCCACGUGGCCCAGCUGGACCUGGAGUGCAUGGUGCCCGUCACGGGCACCGAGAACUGCUGCCUGACCUGCGACAAGCUGCGGCGGGCGGAGCCGGGCGGCGAGCGCCUGCUGUCGCUGGUGCACUGGGGCGCGUACAGCGGCCGCGGCAAGCUGGAGUUCGUAUGAGUCCGGCGCCGCGCCGCGCCGCCGGCUGCUGCUGCUGCUGGAGCACUUUACUUGAAUCAACGAGGAGCUGCUGAGACCCGGACCGGACCGGACCUGGACCUGGACCUGGACCGGCUCCUCUUCUUACACUGAGCGCUGAAGGUAUUCCAAAUCUUGUCUUAUUUGCACAUUUGUAUAAAAAGCAGGCGGAACUGUUGCUGCUCCGGGACUCCUGGACUGACGGCGGCGUUCGGACUGAGCCCCGCCUGGCCGUGCACGCCCCCCGUGCACGUCUCAUGAUUCAGCCUAUUGUAAAGAGUCUAAAUAUAUCUGAUCUAUAUUUUGUGUGAAAGCGUCCGACGUGUGUGUGUGUGUGUGGGAUGUGUGUGUGUGUGUGUGUGUGUGUUGUGUGUGUUGUGUGUGUGUGGAGAUCAGACCAUGAGCUCCACUGUGAGUGUGACAGAAACCAAGCUUCCAUUAAAGA